AUGGACGCUGCCCACGACCUGUCCGCUGACCACGAACUUGGCCGUGGGGGUCACGAGGGGCCCCUACUCGCUGCUGAGACUGCCAACGACGAUACACCUUCUUUCCUGGCAAACACAUCCACCGCGGCAGCAGCGGCGUCGUCGUCGUUGUCCUCGAGUAGUACGCCCUACGUCAGUCUCUUUUCACCCCAUGUAUCGACGACGCCGCCCACGAUAAUGCCCGACUUUGGGGCUGGCCCCUCGAUGGUCCACGAGGAGACCUACGCAACCCUCACGGCCUCACGCUCCAUGGCAUCGCUCGACAACAUGGCCAGCAUGACGAAGCGCACAUCGAGACUGAAGGUCUCGGACGAGCAGCUACCCAUAGUCCAGCUGCAGACGCGCAUCGAGCAGGCACAAAAGAGCGCCGACGACCCGACAACGCCUCUGGAGACCCAAGGCCGGAGACGCACUACCAUGGACCUCAUGCGAACCGAGCACUCUGUGCGGACCGACAUUAGUAGGCUGUUCAGCGAGAGUGUGGCAGGAGCAGGCUCGCGGGCGCCAUCCUACAGCAAUGCCACAGGCCCACUCUAUCUUCGAGCGUGCAACGAAUCAAUACCACUACCUGAACACCUUUAUACACGCGGUCUCCGUGAAGGAAGACACUCCGACAUCACCAUACUCGCCUUUGGCCAGCGGUACAACCUGCAUCGUCUCAUCCUUGAUCGCGCACCCUUCUUUACCACAGCCCUGUCAGAGCCAUGGCUAGAAAGUCGCUCCAAGGAAGUUACCCUCCACCCUGAACAAAUCGACAUCAAUAUUACGCAGGCCUCGUUUGAGCUGGCUAUAAGCAAAUUGUACGGCGUGGACAUUUCGAAAGAGGCAGACGCCGAAGCCAUAGGCCUCUUCGCAACGGGAUGUUGGUUGGAGAUGCAGGAUCUCAUCGACGCAGCCAUUGAAUCAAUACUGCGCCAGAUGGCCCCAGAGACACUGGCCUUUCUCAUUCGUCUCGUCACCACCAACUACUAUGGCCGGUCAGGGGACCGCAUCCUCGAGUCCGCCAAGGCUAUGCUCAGCAGAAACGGUUGGGAGAUGCCGCUAAAGUACUGGGAUGACAUGCCUGGUGACAUUAUCCGUGAACUCAUAGGAUCUGAUGGCUUCUUCGUCGACAGUGAAUGGGAUCGAUGGGUGCUCUCCAAGCGCCUGCUUGAUCGACGACUGCGACACGCUGCAGUGGAGGCAGGCCUGAUGCAACGAGGCCAGAAGCCCGUGCCUCAGGCCCCAACUUCACUGCGAAUGAUGGCUGUCCGUUUCGAUGGCGUUUAUCGUCAAAACGCACUCACUGCCGCUAAUGCAUCGUCUGACACAAACGCCGACUGGCUUGCUCUCUACACGAGUCCUGACAUCGAGCGUAUAUUGGUAUUGCUCGACGAGGGCAUUCACUAUAUUCACAUGGAGUUUGAACAGCUCGAGUACAUCAAGAACGCUCGUGACAUAUUUGGUCUGCCGGUAAUGCCCGAGAGAGUCAUCUCCAAUGCCUUGUGGCAACAACUUGCGCUUCGUCAGCGGGUGCUAAAUACAGAAGAGUCUGCACAAGAACUCGGCUUGGUACAGUCGCUACCAGAGCCUGAAAUGGCAAAUGUUGCCACCAAAACGGGCAGUGAUGCCAAGGCAAAAGGGAAGCAAGUGACUGUGUCGACAGAAGAGGAUUGUGGCCCAGAGUCUGAUAGCUGGGAUGGUAAUGGCAAGCCUCGCAAGUUUUGGAUACCCAGCUCAGAUUGUAACAUUGUUCUCGGUAAUGGUGCUGAUCCAGUUGUGACGACGUCGAAUUCCUUCCAGCGUCAUGCGUCGCGUCUCUCUGCUACACUUCAACCAGAAGAUGCACAAUGGGCCACCGACUUUGCUUCUACUCCUUCCACUUUUACAAACCCCAAUACACGUAUGGACUUUACACAACGACCCAUCUCCGCGGGCGGUGGCAAUGCUGGACAGCCCAAGCCAAUCGCAUACACCGAGUUCCCUCCCUUUCGCUUCUCUGCCGAGUUCCCUAAUCCACGCUUCCUGAAGGAGAAGAAGCGUGUCUACUCCCGUACAGUCUCGUACGCUGGGUCUCUCUGGAAUAUUUACAUUCAGAAGGUCCGAUCAGCCAAAAAUGUGCAACUCGGUGUCUACCUCCACCGUGCCAAAGAACGCGAAGGCGACGAGGGAAGCCACAAUAGUAGCCUGAACCAACAAAACAAUAGCUCAGUCGAUGAACGUAUCGGCCAGCUCGAACGCGAAAUGCUCAUGCGCGGCGAAAACCGCGACCGCCGUCGCACCACCCGUGCCUUUACCGAAGCAACCGCCGAAGAAGACACCAGCGGUAGCGGCGGUGACGCAGAUUCUUCUCUCGCCUCUGCAGGUCUAUCAAACCCGCUCUUUGCACACGACAGCCUAGGUCGCCGUCGCAAUACAAGAUUCGCCCAGCUAUCUCGUCGCGGAAUCACAGGACCCUCAUUCGCCAAUCCCUCUUCCACCUCACCCACUGAUGCCGAAUCCAGCAAUUCCCCCGCCUUUCCCCCAAGCACCUCCGAACACUCCGACCAUCCCUCUGAUUUCUCAGAGGAUGAAGAGGAUGAUGCGGCAUAUCCUAACCCCUCCCUCACCGCACGCUCCCAACGCAAAAUCCGCAGCCUGAUGCCCACCAUGCCGCCCUACGUCGAUGGCCGACCAACCAUCAAGACGUACUUUAAAAUCUACUCGCCGUCCAAGGGCGGCCGCAUGCUGAGUAUAUAUGAAAGCGCGCCUGAUCGAUUCAACUUUAGCCAGAGUUGGGGGUGGAAGAGUAGUACGCUCAUGCUGGAUGAGGUGGGGAUCGGGGGCGGUGGUGGAGAGGAUGGAGGUGGAAUUCCAGGCGCAGCGAGCAAGAAGACCGAUGGAAAGUUGAGGUUUAUGGUUGUUAUUGGCAAUUUGUGA
Messenger RNA from Plenodomus lingam JN3, 2937 nucleotides. RefSeq lists its product as uncharacterized. Gene Ontology annotation, molecular function: protein binding. NCBI's taxonomy places the organism in Eukaryota, Fungi, Ascomycota, Dothideomycetes, Pleosporales, Leptosphaeriaceae. The record is from RefSeq and is a predicted model, not a curated record.